Molecule: messenger RNA, 770 nt
Organism: Aspergillus alliaceus
Lineage: Eukaryota; Fungi; Ascomycota; Eurotiomycetes; Eurotiales; Aspergillaceae
Exons: 1
Coding region: 325-489 (54 amino acids)
Source: RefSeq, a predicted model, not a curated record
GGGGCAUCCGCGCUUUAUAGGGCAGCGGGUGUUGACACAAGAUCACUCGCAAGCACCUACACGUCAAAGUCCCUCUGCUGUUUCUCCUCUUUUUUUCCACUUAUUUUUUUGGGCCUUUUUCUUUGUGCAUUUUCUCGGUAGAUUAUUGGUAGGGCCAAAUUCUCAGGUCAUCUGUAUUAUGAUACGAGUUUAUCCUUAAGGCUAUCUUCUGUUAAUAAAGUGGAUAGGAAGUGCAUUUCAUCAACUGAUCACAGUAGUUUCUCACUCCAACGCGCAUCCUCUGCUGUCUUUUUCCCUACGCGUUCUGCCCUCCUUACACCCCUCAUGAUUCCCCCUUUUCUAAAUACUUCUAACCUCAAAAAUGCACUCAAGAUCAAUACAAAAGGUGGGAUCAGUGUGGCCUGUCUUUUUUUUUUUUUCUUUUUUGUGGAGUUGACAAGAAGAAGGGAGGAAAAGGAACUCGCCCUCGUCCAUAUUACCCUAUGUUGAUAUUAGUACUUGUAUUAUCUUUUCUGAAUCCGCUGAUAGCACUUCCCACCCCUUUUCUGUUAUAAGGAUGUAAACAUGAUAUGGUAUUGAGUUGGAAAAUUCAACCUGGUGGAUCAUUGUAACUCCUAUAAUCAUAGGUAGCGUUCUCAGUUAUACUUAUUUUGUUGUUCCAUUGAAGUCAAUGUCAGAACAUAGCGUUCGAUCAAGCUCAUGGCCUCCUAACAGCGUUGCUGAUGACCAUAUGAAUUAAAGCUAUACGGGGAGUACCAAGCAGUCUGUCC